Molecule: messenger RNA, 2599 nt
Organism: Leptopilina heterotoma
Lineage: Eukaryota; Metazoa; Arthropoda; Insecta; Hymenoptera; Figitidae
Gene: eIF3b
Product: eukaryotic translation initiation factor 3 subunit B
Exons: 10
Coding region: 51-2159 (702 amino acids)
Biological process (GO): translational initiation
Cellular component (GO): eukaryotic translation initiation factor 3 complex
Molecular function (GO): RNA binding; translation initiation factor activity; translation initiation factor binding
Source: RefSeq, a predicted model, not a curated record
GUACUGAUGACGUCGUUGAGUGCUGCUGACGAUGCUGAGAGGUUUUCAAGAUGGCAAAAAAAGGUUCGGUUGUUAAAUCGUCUCAAAACGAAGAUAAUAAUAAAGCAAAUGACGAUACAGUGAAUGAUGAUGAAGAACCAAACUUCAGUGAUGCCGAGGACUAUGAGGAUGAUAUUACCGAUGAAGAACUUCUCGGGGAUAUCCUGAGUACAAAACCGUCCGAAACAGAUGGUGUAGAGUCUGUGAUUGUGGUCGAUGGUGUUCCUCAGGUCGAGCCAAGUCGGCAGGAGAAGCUCACGGUCGUCAUUGAGAAAAUAUUUUCGAAGCAUGGCACUAUCGUGAAUAAAUGGUUUCCUGUCAACGAAACUGGUGUAACUAAAGGAUACAUCUUUCUCGAAUUUGAGAAUCCACAUCAGGCAAUGGUAGCUGUGGCUAAAGAGAAUAAUUUCAAAAUCGAUAAACUCCACACUUUCAAGACAAAUUUAUUCACCGAUUUUAAGAAAUUUGAAGAUAUCGCUAAGGAUUGGGAACCACCGACGUCACAACCAUUCAAAGGUGCUGGAGAUUUACAUUCUUUUCUACUCGAUCAAGAUGCGUAUGAUCAAUUCUCCGUUUUGUCCGGAAACAGUUCUGCAGUUGCUGUUCAAAUCUGGCAAAAUUCAGCACCUGAACCCACAUUAUUGGAAGAGCGAACGAGAUGGACGGAAACUUAUAUAAAAUGGUCUCAAAUGGGAACCUACUUAGUCACCUUCCACAAACUUGGAGUUGCCCUUUGGGGUGGUCCAGGAUUUACGCAACAGGCAAGAUUCAGUCAACGUGGCGUCGAGUGUGUUGAUUUUUCACCAUGUGAAAAGUACCUCGUCACUUAUACACCACGCUCAGAUGGAAGUCCAGAUCAGAAGCGAAUUGUCAUUUGGGAUAUUUUCACUGGCCAGGAGAAACGAUCCUUCUGCUUGGAAGCCACUUCAAUUUGGCCUCUAUUCCGUUGGUCGCAUAAUGAUAAAUAUUUUGCGUGCAUUGGCGAAGAUCUUUUGAGCGUCUACGAAACUCCAUCAUUUGGAUUGCUAGACAAGAAGAGUUUCAAAAUUGAUGGUAUUCAAGAUUUCGGUUGGUCCCCAACAGACAAUAUUCUCGCUUUCUGGCGUCCGGAAGACAAAAAUAAUCCCGCUCGUGUCACCCUCUUGGAAAUUCCAAGCCGUAACGAAAUUCGUUACAAGAAUUUGUUUAAUGUCGCUGAAUGUAAGAUAUUCUGGCAAAAAUCUGGUGAUUAUCUCUGCGUGAAAUGCGAUCGUUUCGCUAAACGUAAGGAAAAAACGGAGCAAAAAUACAGUGGAAUGUCGUACAAUUUCGAAAUCUUCCAUAUGAGAGAGAAGGAGAUUCCCGUCGACAGUGUGGAGAUUAAAGAACCAAUUCACGCGUUCGCUUGGGAACCCGUAGGUUGUAAAUUUGCCAUCAUUCACGGAGAAGUGCCAACUGUUAGCGUCAGCUUCUACGAGGUUCGAUUCGGACACCAACCAGCACUUUUGAAAAAACUCGAGAAGAAAGCUUGCAAUCAUCUCUUCUGGUCCCCUGCUGGUCAAUUCAUUGUUCUCGCUGGUUUAACAUCAAUGUCGGGUGCUUUAGAAUUCAUCGAUACGAAUGAUUUCACAGUAAUGAACUCCACAGAUCAUUAUCAAACUUCCGAUGUCGAAUGGGAUCCCACUGGACGCUAUGUCGUGACAGCUGUUUCAAGUUGGAAAACAAGUGUUGAUAACGGAUAUUGGAUUUGGACAUUCCAAGGACGUAUCCUAAAGAGAAUCAAUCUCAAUGGUUUCAAUCAACUCUUGUGGCGUCCACGACCACCGUCACUUUUGUCAGCUGAACAAAUCAAAGAGAUUAGAAAGAAUCUUAAGAAAUAUUCGUCUCAAUUCGAGAGCAAAGAUCGAAUGCGACUCACACGCGCUUCGAAGGAAUUAAUCGAGAAGCGUUGCUCAUUGAUGAAGGCCUUUGAGGAAUAUCGCAAUAAACGAAUUGAGGAAUGGAAUACCCAGAAGAAGAGGCGAAUGGAAUUACGUACCCACAUCGACACGGAUGAAUUGGAUUCAGAUACAAAGAAUGUGGAGGAAGAAAUUGUAGAAUUUUUCGUAAAGGAAGAAAGUUUUAUCAUUGACGACAAAUAAAACUGUGCAGGAAAAUUAGAAUCUUACUUGCCCUUAUUUGGAAACCUCCAGAGAAUUUUCAAGAGCCAGUGUGUCACUUCUAAAAAAAAAGAGAAAAAAUUCCAAAAUUACUCUUUUUAAAGGAGUGUGGGAUUUUUUAUCUCCAAAAAAGAAAAAAAAUUACCGUUAAAUUAAUCAACAAUAAGAAUGUUGAUUAUUUACGGUAAUGGACAAGUAAUUUCAUUUCAUUAUUAUUGCAAAUAUAAAUUCACUCUUUUAUACAUUAAUUUUUUCAGUAGACGCAAUCGUAACUGCAUUAAAUUUUAUGAAUUUUACCACAUUCCUUACAGGAUAUUUUUUUUCUUUUUGAAAAAUGAAUACCAUGAAAUGUUUAUCAUGCAAAUUUUUUUAAAUUAUUUAACUGACGUCUAUGAAAAUAAAAGUCAUAUGUAUAAAAAGAA